Malassezia japonica is the source of this 2103-nucleotide messenger RNA. RefSeq lists its product as uncharacterized. The transcript has a single exon. Lineage: Eukaryota; Fungi; Basidiomycota; Malasseziomycetes; Malasseziales; Malasseziaceae. The coding region runs from base 1 to 2103 and encodes 700 amino acids. The record is from RefSeq and is a predicted model, not a curated record. Gene Ontology annotation, biological process: regulation of DNA-templated transcription. Gene Ontology annotation, molecular function: DNA-binding transcription factor activity.
AUGGAGACAUCGGCUGCACGGGCAUCCUACUCGUCCAUGCCUACGACUGCGACAGGUGCCGCGGCUGUGGAGCCGGGCGUGAGCGAGUUUGACUCCUUUAUUCACUCCGAUCUGUGUGCCGGUGUGAGUGGUGCGCCCGAGGUCCCGCCGAACAAUUUUGGCUUCAUGCCGCCAUUUGCCAUGUCGGGCGCGAUGCCGCUGGGAAAGCCGGCUUUUGAGCAGGCAUCGACCACGCCCGACGAGCUGCCGAGCCUCACGCUCGAGUGGAACGGCGCCUCGGGCUCCCCGGCGACGCCGGCAGGCACGGCGCUGGGCCCGGGCGAGUCGUGUGCAUUCAACCAGACGCAGGUGUGGGCGCCCGCGGCGUCCUCGAGUCCCCAAGGCGGCGCGCUUGCCAGCUUCUCGAUGGCGACCAAGCCGGACCCCGACGCGCCGCCGCUCUCGCUGCUGCUCAAGGACGAGAACGCGAUGGGCACGCCGUGGGUGCACAAUGCGCCGAGCGAUGCUGCUGUGGACAAGCGCCGCAAGCUCUCUUACCCCCUUCCCCAGGGGCCCCCUGCCGAGGUGCGGCCACGCGCAAUGACCACGCCGGACAUGAGCAAGCGCGAGUCGCCCGAAGCGCUGACCCCUGCGCAGGGCAGCACACGUACGCGCAAGCCACAGGGUGCGGCGCGGCGACCGCCGCCGAGUGCGUCGCAAGUAACAGAGGCCGGCCAGCCUUUCCCUGUGAUUGAUACCUCGGCGAAGCACUCGUCGCUCUUCAUCCCCCCAGACACGUCGGGCCUGACGAAACGCGAGGCGCGUCUUGUAAAGAACCGUGCAGCAGCGUUCCUCUCGCGUCAGCGCAAGCGCGAGCAGUUUGAGGAGCUCGGCGGGAAGUGUAAAGUGUUGGCACGCCUCGCGUGGAUUCUCUACGAGUCCCUUGCGCAGAUCAGCAGCCGGUCGCAGAUGUACCCCCAGGGCGCGAACACGAUGGAGCGCAUGCUCGCUACGACGCCGCUUGGCGAGCAGCUCAAGCACGAGAGCGACGACUUGCGCGCCGUCUUUCACCAGCUCAUCUCGCAGCAGGGCGCCAUGGUGUUUGACAGCCACUACGCCGAGGGCAACGAGUGCUGCCCCAAGGGCAGUCCGCCCCCGGCCGAGUCCGAUCUCCGCGCACAGCUCAGCGCGGCAAAGCACGAGGCCGAGGCAGCACGCAGCGAGUGCGCCGCCCUCCGCGCGGAGCUCGCACGCGUAAAAGAGGCGCAGGCGCCGCCGCUGCCGACGACGACGCUCCCCGAACUCUCGCAGCCCACGGCGCUCUUUUUCCUCGUCGGCAUCGCGCUCGUGCGGUGGCGCACGACCGGCUCCAUUCCCCCGGAGCUCCUGCACGAGAUGCAGACGCACGCCGCCGACGCGCCGCUCCAGGAGCUCUUUGGCGAUGAGAACAAGGGGCUCGUGCACCUGCGCGUCUCGUCGCGCGACAGCGAGGCCGUGCUCUGCACGCUCACCACCGAGCCCGAGGACCGCGCACGGAGCGCCACGCCAGAGCACGCGCACGGUGACGGGGGGAGCGACACGUCGGUCCCCUCGCUGUCGUCCGCGUCGCCGACGCUCAGCUCGCUCUCGACGAGCAGUGCAUCGACGCGCCGCACGCGCCGCGUGCUUGCGUUCUGCGCAGAUGCGCAGAGCAAGGCACAGCCCGUGGCCUACCUCGACGCGCACCUCCUCCGGAACCUGCGCCCGGUGCCGCUCGACGGCUGGGCCGCAGAGCACGGCGCGCGGCUCCUGUGCCACAAAAACACGCUCACCCAGGAGGCGGUGCACGCGCUGGGCCCGUGCCUCGCGCGCGCCGACCUCUCGGCGAGCUUUUUGCUGGUCGCCUCGUUGGAAGACGAGGCGAACGUGCACCUCGCACUCUAUGCACGCGACGCGCCCGAACGCGCCCCGCCGACCCCGGCGGUUUCGCGCGUGGCCGACGCAAUCCAAGACGCCAUCCGGUCACUGGGACCGGAGGCGGAUGUUGCUGAGCAUGGCGGCGACCUGCUCCCCCACCCUUUUGCGCCCAAGGCCAGCGCCGAGGAGCGCCCGCCGAGCGUCUUCCAGGUCACCUUUCGGCCGUAG